This is a messenger RNA of Drosophila elegans, 1585 nucleotides long. RefSeq names its product spindle assembly abnormal protein 6 homolog (gene Sas-6). The record is from RefSeq and is a predicted model, not a curated record. Gene Ontology annotation, biological process: centriole replication. The transcript has 4 exons. The coding region runs from base 95 to 1513 and encodes 472 amino acids. Gene Ontology annotation, cellular component: centrosome; centriole. Lineage: Eukaryota; Metazoa; Arthropoda; Insecta; Diptera; Drosophilidae.
CUAACUGCAAUUGCUAUCGAUAGACCCAAGCCUUUGCCUUUGUUUACAAUUGAAAUAUUUAAAAAACUUAUAUUUAACAACCGCCUGAACUCAAAUGUGGCCUCCCGGGAGCGAGGAUAGCUACUUUUCGAACAUGGACUACAGCAAGAACGUGGUGAGCAUCCUGCCCAGCGUGGAGAUGCUGGUCAGCUUCAAUGGCGACAUGACGCGGUCCAAUAAGCGGUCAUGUUUACUGUACGCGGAGCGGAUGGAUUUCAAGGAGCUGCUGCAACUCCGUUUGGCGGAGAAGUCCGAUCAAAGGCGCAUGUACAUCACCACCGUGGACAGCGCCUCCUUCCAGGAUCUCAAACAGGAUCAGUCACUGAACGUAACAUUUUCGGGGUUCAUGGACAAUGUGGUGCGCAUGCUGAAGGACUGUCAGUCUGGCAAACUGGAGCUGCACCUGACUGGAAGGGACCAGAACCUUUCAGCCGGCAGAGAAACUAUCGACUACCACCUGCAGUUCGUGGAAAUAAGAUCUUUUAAGAACCUGGUCCAUCUAAGCCUGCCCUGCCGUUCUGCUCCCUUGAACACCGUGCUCUUCUAUAUCAACAUCAUGCUAGAUACCUCCCAUAAAAAACAAUAUAUGCUGGAGCAGAAUAUCCAGCAAAUUCAAGUGGAAAUGAACUCGCAACGUUCGCAGAUGGAUCGAUUGAACACGGAAAACAGUAAACUCAGAGAAGCCUUAGCUGAGAAUACGCGUAUCCUGGAGGAAAAGCAUACCGUAGAGAUCCAGCAGUUCCAGGAAAAACUUGCCAAGGUAAACGAGCAGCGCAGCAAUGAGCUGGAGAGGAAUCGCAGAGCGAUCUCUGGCAUCCAGGCGCAAAUGGAAAAGGCCUGCCUGGAAAAAGCUGACCUAAAAUCAGCCCAAGAACAGGCAGAAAAGCGAUGUCAAACUCUGGCAGAGGAGUUAUCCUGCUGCAAAUCACGGGUGUGCACUUUAAAAGAGCAGAACGACAAGCUACACGGUGAUUUAGCCAAUGCCAGGAAGCAGGAACGCAAGCUGGAAUACAAGAUUGAGGAUCUGAAGCAGCACACAGCCGAGUUGCAGGAUCACAUUCAGAAGAGUAACAAGGAGAUGGCCAACAUGUCCGCUGAACUGGAGGCUGAAAAGAAGAUCCUGCAGACCAAGCGAAAGGCAUUGGAAAUGGCCUCUGAGGAGAUAUCCAAGGCCAACCAGAUAAUCCUCAAGCAAAGCCAAGAGCUGUUAAAUCACAAGAAAACCAUUGCCUGGCGCACUGAGGUGGCCCUGCAGCAGGAGAAGGCUGUCCAGGCCAAGGAGAGUCUACUAACCCUGCGCGAAGAAGAACUGCGUCAGGCGCGAAACACCAUUGAAAAGCUGCGGGAGGAAAUCCCCCAGCAACUGCAAUCUAUGCGCCUCUUUGCCGAUGGGCUAGAGCAAAAGUAUUCCAAACAGAUCCUCAUUCUGAAAGAACGAUUAUCCAUACCCAGUGGCAAGGAAAAUCGACGCUAGUUUUUGCUUAUUGUUAGUGCAUUUCUCGUUUUUGUACAAGUUCAGUAAAGUUAGUUGUAUUGUUCGGCUCUA